Merops nubicus (carmine bee-eater) is the source of this 1107-nucleotide messenger RNA. Its product is annotated as glycine dehydrogenase (decarboxylating), mitochondrial-like. The annotation marks the transcript as partial. The record is from RefSeq and is a predicted model, not a curated record. Gene Ontology annotation, cellular component: mitochondrion; glycine cleavage complex. The transcript is spliced from 9 exons. Gene Ontology annotation, molecular function: glycine dehydrogenase (decarboxylating) activity; glycine binding; pyridoxal phosphate binding. Lineage: Eukaryota; Metazoa; Chordata; Aves; Coraciiformes; Meropidae. Gene Ontology annotation, biological process: glycine decarboxylation via glycine cleavage system.
UUACAAGAUCCUUGUGAAAAUGAAAUCCUUGAAACUCUAUACAAUAUUGCAAGCAAGAAUAAGAUAUGGAGGUCUUACAUAGGCAUGGGUUAUUACAAUUGCUCAGUGCCGCAGCCCAUUGCACGGAAUUUGCUGGAGAAUGCAGGAUGGGUUACCCAGUAUACUCCUUACCAACCUGAGGUCUCCCAGGGCAGGCUGGAGAGCCUGCUAAAUUACCAGACUAUGGUGUGUGAUGUCACAGGAAUGGAUGUGGCCAAUGCAUCUUUGCUGGAUGAGGGGACAGCUGCUGCAGAAGCCAUGCAAUUAUGUCACAGGCACAACAAAAGAAGGAAGUUCUAUGUAGAUGCCCGAUGCCACCCUCAAACUAUAGCAGUGGUCCAAACAAGAGCAAAUUAUACGGGUGUUAUUACUGAGCUCAAACUACCCCAUGAGAUGGAUUUCAGUGGAAAGGAUGUCAGUGGAGUAUUAUUUCAGUAUCCAGACACUGAAGGGAAGGUGGAAGAUUUCUCUGAACUUGUUGAAAGAGCUCAUCAGAAUGGGACUCUUGCCUGCUGCGCUACUGACCUUCUGGCUCUCUGUAUUCUGAAGCCUCCUGGAGAGUUUGGGGUAGAUGUUGCGCUGGGUAGCUCCCAGAGGUUUGGUGUGCCGCUGUGCUACGGGGGACCCCAUGCAGCAUUCUUUGCUGUCAAGGAAAAUCUAGUGAGAAUGAUGCCAGGCAGAAUGGUGGGUGUUACAAGAGAUGCAAAUGGAAAGGAAGUGUACCGUCUUGCUUUGCAAACACGAGAGCAGCAUAUCAGGAGGGAUAAAGCUACCAGCAACAUCUGCACAGCACAGGCUCUUCUGGCUAACAUGGCAGCCAUGUUUGGUGUAUACCACGGGUCUGAUGGAUUAAGGCAUAUUGCAAGGCGGGUACACAAUGCUACUCUGAUCUUGGCUGAAGGUCUCAGGCGAGCUGGUCAUAAACUACAUCAUGAUCUGUUCUUUGAUACCUUGACAAUCACGUGUGGAUGCUCAGUCAAAGAAGUUUUGGACAGGGCAGCUCUUCGAAAGAUAAAUUUUCGGAUUUAUAGUGAUGGCAGGGUAAGCAACUCCCUAAACCUUUCAGCG